Guyanagaster necrorhizus is the source of this 939-nucleotide messenger RNA. RefSeq names its product phosphatases II. Lineage: Eukaryota; Fungi; Basidiomycota; Agaricomycetes; Agaricales; Physalacriaceae. The coding region runs from base 226 to 777 and encodes 183 amino acids. Gene Ontology annotation, cellular component: cytoplasm. The transcript has 4 exons. Gene Ontology annotation, molecular function: protein tyrosine/threonine phosphatase activity; MAP kinase tyrosine phosphatase activity; MAP kinase tyrosine/serine/threonine phosphatase activity. Gene Ontology annotation, biological process: negative regulation of MAPK cascade; peptidyl-tyrosine dephosphorylation. The record is from RefSeq and is a predicted model, not a curated record.
CGAUUCUCCUUUUACAUUCAUGUGCCGCACCCAACGGUUCUUCCACAGCGUGCGUGUAAUAUAUUCCAUCCUUGUAUUCCGGUGAUUUGGAGGGCUUAGAAUAUCCUUGGAACCGGUUAUAUUCGAUGUCGAUCACGACCUUCAUUACCCGGAAUUGAUAAAUACGCCUAGCUGUCGUAUUUCAGUGCCGGUGCUUCCCCUUACUCUACCCCUGCGUCCUCCGUCAUGAUUCGCUUUGAUUCGGUGCCACUCGCUGUGCAACAGGCGAUGUGUACGCCCAUGCACCAGAUACUCCCUCCUUCUCCGAUGCCAUCGAACCCGACAAAAUCAUCCGGAGCUCUGUUCCUCGGCUCUCUAGCCGCCAUAUACGAAAAAGACGCUUUGCUAGAGAAAGAAAUCACACAUCUCGUACAGGUCCUCGACGCACCUUGGUUGCCUCUCUCAGAAAAAGACGGCUUCCAUUGCUACCGUAUUCCUAUCCUUGACACCGUGUCGGCGGACCUGAAGAGCCACCUAGAGGCAGCGUGCAGUCACAUAGAUCAGUGUUUGCGUUCGGGGAAGAGUGUAUUGGUUCAUUGUCAGCAGGGUGUUUCCCGGAGCGCUUCGAUUGUGAUAGCCUAUCUUAUCCGAAAUCACGGCAUGUCCUACGACAGUGCGUUCGCCUUCGUGAGACACGAACGAGCGUGUGUGAAACCAAAUCCAGGCUUCGUCCAAGCGCUUAGGGAGUGGGAAGCAAUAUGGCGCAAGCCAGUCAUCGGUCGACGGUUUACGUCCUGAUCGUCGCGCUCUGCGAUGCUCGUCGUAAAAUAUUUUUUUACCGAGGACAGGGACCUAUUCUUGGAUUUUUUUUCUGUAUUUUUAAACUGCCGGACUACUACAACUUACCACUUGUAUAUUUUUUCUCUACGUAUCAAGGGGACUUUUCUUUAAAAAAAUUUG